This is a messenger RNA of Echinostoma caproni, 1152 nucleotides long. NCBI's taxonomy places the organism in Eukaryota, Metazoa, Platyhelminthes, Trematoda, Plagiorchiida, Echinostomatidae. The record is from the annotation of a GenBank genome assembly.
AUGAAUGAAACGGAAAUCGCAAAUUCCACAUUCUCGCUACCAUGGAUUGUCGUUAUUAGCACAUUGUUUUGUGUUCUGGUUCUUCUGUCAACCGUGGGAAAUCUGUUAGUGAUGUACGUGAUAUUACGCAAUCGAGGAAUGCGUACUGUGACCAAUUAUUUCCUAUUCAAUUUGUCCGCCGCAGAUUUGUUAACUUUUCUGCAAAUAUUACCCAACGUGCAUUACGCAAUCACUGACAACUGGGUGUUUGGUAUUUGGUUCUGUCGUCUGUCACAAUUUUUUACCGCUUUCAAUAUCGCGAUUAGUGUAUUCACAUUCAUUGGCAUUACUGCUGAUCGGGCCAGUCCGCAGACGACUUUGUGCUUUAUUCUGCUGAUUUGGGCCAUUGCAUUUGUCGUUGGAUUGCCGGGUUUGUUAGUUGCUGAUAUUGUGCCAAAAGAUUUACCGCAGAACGAGACAGUUCUUUCCUCAAACGGCACUAUCUGGAAUACGGAAACCAAUCAGGAAGAAAUUAGAAGACAGUGUAUAUUUGAUUGGUCUCCGGAAUGGGAAAAAGCCUAUGACUUCACUCUAUUUACGUUGAUGUACGCACUACCACUGGUCGUUCUCACCGCCACCUAUGUUCCAAUAUCCAUUCGAUUGUGGUUUCACCAUGAAAUUGGUGAGGUGACGCGGGCACAGAUCGCGAAUACACGAUCCAAACGACGGGCGGUCAAAAUGAUGUGUGCAGUGAUGUUGAUUUUCGCAAUUUGCUGGCUCCCGUAUCAGUUAUUCUUCCUGAUUCUCCGUGUCAGUAGUGUGGCCAAUACAUGUCCGUAUUUACCAGGCAUCUUCAUAUUCUGCUACGGACUGGCCAUGAGUAACUCGGUAUUCAAUCCGAUUAUCUACUUCACGAUGAACCGCCGGUUCCGCAACGGGCUCUUCAGUCUGUUUUCAAACAUUCCCUGUUUACGUUUUGUGGCUCGUGGUUGGCAGUCUCGAAGAAAAUCAAAAAAUGUGGCUCAAGAAACCAUUGUGGGACGGAAUUCCUCUUGCUCGUUACAAGAACAACGUGCCUCACUGCGGUACAACACUUGUCGAACGGGAACCCCUUCAUACAUGGAAAACACUCGUUUAACUGUCAUAGAAAAUCCAUUGAGACGGAAACCUUGA